AUGUCCAUGAUGAGCUCUACUACGACGACUUCAAUGAGCAACAAUUUCAAUCAAACCACAAUUCCUUCUGAAUCGAAUCCAUCACUUUUACCUGCUAUACGACAACAACAACAACAACAAAGUCAACAUCGUAGAUCUCAUUCACUUAAUUUUGCAGCAGCCUUGAAUCGAAGAGCCUCCAAAAGAACCGGUUCAUCUAGUUCAACCCUAGCAAACCAAACCACCCGAGCAGCCAUUCAUACCUUACCAAUCAUUCAACCUGAUACUUAUUGGAAUUCUUAUCAAAACUCACGACAUUUUAAAAUCAGUCUUAGAGAACCUAGACAACAAGUUACCAGUUUACUUGCUCUAAGUUCGAUUCCUAGACCGAUCACACCACCUUUACAUGAAGAUUCAGAACCGAGUGCAGCUACUUUGAUUGCGAAUGUGACAAGAUUGGUGAUGGAAGAAGAGGCCACUAAUGCUGCUAUUGCUGCUUCACUACAAACUCUUGAGAAUGAAGUGAAUGUGAAUGGAUUGAAUGAGAGUGAUGAAUUGGAUUUGUUAUCUAAUUCUUCUUCUUCUUUACCACCUCCAUGUCAUGAUUUGAAUGCUACAACUCCAACUCAUCAUCAACCUCAAUCUAAAGCUCGACCUGUUUCAUUUCCAUCAUCAAUUCCACAUAAUCUCAUUCAACCUACUUCAUUAAGUCCUAUUCCAGAUUAUUCUCCACCUACUACUCCUCCUCACUCUCAAAGAGCUUCAUCACCAAUACCUUCAAUGGAUCAAGAUCAUCCACCACAACCACCAUCUUCUUCACUUCCGCCUCUUCAAUCUCCUCCUACACAUUCUCCAGAGGUCUUUGUGAUUGUUAGACCUCCACCUUCAAAAACUAAUCAUCCACUCAAUCUUCAAGUUCAAUUGGUCUUACCUACCUUACCGGCUAAUUCUGCUUCAGUUCAUCAAAAUGAGUCUUCUAACUCUGAUCUUAGAAGGACUCCUAGUGUUAGGAGUGGUCAAUCGGAAAGAUCUAACUCUAGUCUUCUCAGUAUGACCAAUAGUGAAGCUUCAAGAAGAGGUAGAAGGGUUACUCCUCUCUAUAACCUUCAAUGGCAUACUGUCUUACCUACUUGGAUCUCGGAUGCAGGUACUGAUGCCAAGAUUGCAAAGUUUAUCAAGAAAGGCAUCGAAAUCAUUGAUUUUGCAAUCAUCGAACCAGGCGAGAUCAAGAAAGGAAUUCCUAAUUUACAACAGUUUAAUCUAAGUCGAACUUUAUCAAAUCAAGUUCCAGCAUCUAAUUCUAGUAUCAGUAGUCAUCAUUCGAUUACCAACACAUCUGAAAAUGAAAACACUAAACUUAAUGGACCUACGAACUGGUUUAAGAAGAUUAAAACGAUUGGCACGUUGGGGUCUAAACGAUCACCUAUUCCUCAACCUGUGGUGAUUGUCAAUGAACCUGAAGGCAAUGAAGUAGUAGCAGAUAGUGAUGGGGCAUUAAGUUCAACAGGACCUAGUCUUGAAUCUAAUCGAAGAGCAGAAGGAUAUGUUUGGAUGGUCAGGAAAUGGUUAAGAGAAGAAGCACCUGAAUCGAUUGUCUUGAUCGAAUGGAGAAAAGGAUCGAAACCGAAGACGAAAAAGAAUCUUCGAUCAUUGACGGUGAUUGAUUCUAAUACGAAUUCCAAUCAAGCUUCUUCAUCUAGACGACAUUCGAUCCAAGUAGCUGGUGAAGCAGAAGUCAUGGAUCCUAACUUUCAUCCAAGACCACCACCUUCAGUGAUCGAAGAAGAAAGAGAAACUAAUGAGGAAGAUGAAGAAGAUGAAAGUGAUGCAGAAGAUUCGGAAAGACCUUGGCAUUGUAAAUUAGUUGUUAUCAAUCAAGAUUGUCAACUUCAUAACACAGAAGGCAAACGAACGUAUAUCGGAAGUUUUACACCUCAACCACAUCAUCCUAGAAUCGUUGGCAAACUAACGGUCCCAUGGAAUCUCGAAACCAUCUAUCCGGAUGAAGAUUCGAAAGCUGUCUCGGUAGAAGAAAUGAAAGAUUUGAUUGUCAUCACAUCGAUGUGGUUGAUCGUUAGGGAAGAACUAGGUGGAGGCAAUCCGAAUCAACAAGUUAAACUAUCAGGAAAGAUUUUACACCCUACGGUCGUUUUACCAUUACCUUCAUCUAUUGGAGGAGGAGGAGUGUCUUCUUCUUCUUCUAAGAAUCGAAAUCGAAAUUCGAUUUCUGUGUUUGGGGUUGGGAUUGGAGGUAAUCAAAAUCCAAAGAAUCAAGAUCGUCAAGAUCAUGAAGAUCAAUCUAAUUUAAUUUCAAACUUGAGUAAACUUAGAAUGCCUUCUGCUGGAAAUGGAAUUCAAACUUUUCAGAAUCAUAAGAAAUCAUUGAUAAAUUGGUCAAAGAUUGGAAAGUUGAAUCCUUGAUGAUUUCUAACAAUAAUGAUAAUGGAAACUUUUCAUGGUCUUUUUUUCCAAAGCUAAUGUUUUGAUUUUUGUAUAUUGAUUUGAUUUCUUUUCUUCUUCUUUUUUUUAAAAAAUCUUAAUCUCUUUUGAUCAUCUUUAUUUCUAUAUAAAUAUACAAUCAAUUUAAUUUAAUCCUUUAAACUAGUGCUAAAAUUAAUUUAAUCUUUGAAAUGUUUUUUACUAGAUUUUGAUUUUGUAUCAACAUUUCUUUCUUUACGACGAAUGGGGAUGUAUAAAAAAACGUGUUAAAAAUUGGUUUUGGAUUUUUUUUCCCUUUUUGUUUCCAAUAAUUUUUUUUUUGGUAUAUACAUUUCGAAACCUUAUAAAAAAAAUUAUAAUAAGCAAUCAUUUUAUUUUAUCUCGUUUUUUUCCUUUUUUUUUUACACGACAUCUUUAUAUAAUUUAUAUAUAUGUAUGCAAAGCAAAUGAAAUGAAAAUUUAUAGUAGAUUUAAUGUUUUUAAACUAAUU
Melampsora larici-populina 98AG31 is the source of this 2908-nucleotide messenger RNA. RefSeq lists its product as uncharacterized. Bases 1 to 2400 code for a protein of 799 amino acids. The record is from RefSeq and is a predicted model, not a curated record. The transcript has 3 exons. Lineage: Eukaryota; Fungi; Basidiomycota; Pucciniomycetes; Pucciniales; Melampsoraceae.